This is a messenger RNA of Chlorella variabilis, 1125 nucleotides long. RefSeq lists its product as hypothetical. Gene Ontology annotation, molecular function: protein binding. The transcript has 5 exons. The record is from RefSeq and is a predicted model, not a curated record. Bases 1 to 1125 code for a protein of 374 amino acids. NCBI's taxonomy places the organism in Eukaryota, Viridiplantae, Chlorophyta, Trebouxiophyceae, Chlorellales, Chlorellaceae.
AUGAUCCGCAUCGCCAUGGAUGGCCUUUUGGCGCGCACAGCGGUCCAAGCGCACCUCAUCGGCUGCAGGGUCGCGGCCUGGCGGCCCCACCGCCGCCGCCGCCCUGCCGCCGCGCCGCCGUCGCGGCUGUGCUGCCGCGCGGCGCACGCGGCCCGCGAGCAGCUGACCCUGGUGGCCGCCCGGCUCAGCACGGUGCGCUGCCGUGAGCUGCUGGCGGCCACGGUCUCGGAGCUCAUCAAGGCGGCGCUUGUGGGCAGCGCCGCGGCGGCAGCAGCCACCGCGCCUGCCGCCGACACCCCACCAGCCCCUGCCAGCAGCAGCAGCAGCAGCGCAGCCAAGGCCACCCCGGAGGCGCUGCUAGAGGCUCUGCACGCCACGGUGCAGGCCUCUCUGCAGGAUGCGGCCCACCAGAUUGCGCCGGAGCACCAGGAGGCGUGGGGGGAGGCUCAGUGGGAAGUGUUCCAAGAGGCGCACUCGUCGGUGCACCGCCUGCUGCUGGGACUGCACAGCCAGGCGGCGGACGCAGGCAGCGGCGGCGGCGCGCUGCAGGUGGCUCGCUGCCUGGAGCACGGCUUGCUGGUGCCGCGGGACGGCGCCGCCGCCUUUCGGCAGUACCGCGCCGCCGCCGCGCUGAGCAGCGCCGAGGGCAGCCUGCGCUGCGGCAUCCACUUCUUCGAGGGUACCGCCCCGGGAGGGCGGGAUGGGGCACAGGCAUACGACUGCCUCUCCCAGGCUCUGGAUCUAGCUGAGGCCGAGCUGGCCGCGGCCGCCACCGGCGCCCCCGGCACCAGCCAGCCAGCCAGCGGCGGCGCCGGCGGCGGCGGCACCGGCGCCGCUGCGGGGGCAGAUCGAGAGGAGGGGGAGGGGCAGGGAGGGCUGCUGCCGCCGCUGGCCGCCCCGCCAGCCGAGCUUGCCGUGGAGGGCGACCUGCCGCUGCCGCUGACGGCGGCAGGGGUGCGCUUCAGCGCGCUGACGUGGAUGGGCAGGUGCUACCUGGAGGGCGCGGGCGUGCCGCGCAGCGCAGCGCAGGCGGCCGACUGCUUCCGGGCCGCGGGCAACGAGACGGAGCUGCGGGAGCUUGCGGCGCUCAAGCGUAUGUUUGAGGAGGUGGAGGUGCCCGCCUAG